Molecule: messenger RNA, 1179 nt
Organism: Penicillium atrosanguineum
Lineage: Eukaryota; Fungi; Ascomycota; Eurotiomycetes; Eurotiales; Aspergillaceae
Exons: 1
Coding region: 1-1179 (392 amino acids)
Source: RefSeq, a predicted model, not a curated record
AUGGGUCGACCGUCCGAUUCCGAUAUUCCUCUCCGCUCCAUUGACGAUAGCGACCGACCUCCGCUCUACGACGAUGUGACCGACGUCCCGUCCUCCACGCCAGUCGAAACUUCGAUCCCUGGCGGCCGUGAGGGGACUACAUUCAACAACAUCCAUGGAAAAGGCGGCACUUUCACGCUAUCACCGUCGCUCUCUAAAUGCCCCAGCGCCCUCUAUCGCCUCAUCUCCUCACAGGCCGAAAUGCCACCGCGUCAAUAUAUUCACAUCAAAGGGUGCAAGAGCAAGGGAGAAGAGCCAUGGGAGUUCAACUUCACGCUCGACUUGACGCCGACGCUCCUGCAACUUGGCGAAGGUAGAAAAGAGUGGCAUGAACUGCUGCUCCACCACGUUGGGCAUGACGGAGCACCACAUUUCGAUAGGAGCGUUAUGUGGGCUCCUGGGUGGGAAGAGUCUUCACGCCGUCGAAAUUCCCACGAAGCAGCGGAUUUGGAGGAAGGUACUGGGGAGCCAGAGGAUCAUACUCUCCUAGGUGCGGAUGCCGAUCGCUCAAACAAAAGCACCCCUGGACUGAUGGACUGGUGUGAGCGGUUUUGUCGUGAUCCUGCCCGGGUCAAGUCGUUUACUUUGACACGAGAGUUGAUCGGAUUCGACAUUGAACCUAUGCGUACCGAGCUGACAGCGUACCUCCGCGCCCUGAACUAUGGCGGAUACAUUGAAAUCACAACCUCCAUUCCAAACAGCUUUGUUACGAUCUACACUCCUCACUGGAUAAAUUAUCUGCGAACCAGCACCUUCGUCUUCUGGGUCCUCGCUCUGACACAGCUAUGGAUUAUCACGGCGUUUGUGUUAGGCUGCCUCGAUCAACCCUACCAUGUCGUGAGUUCAGUCUGGAGGUCUUCCCGUGAACUCGGAGAUCCCAAUGUGUUCUCAAGGAAGGUCUAUGCGCAUGGCCGUGACGAGACAAAAUUGGCAGACUUCUGGGCACCCACGGUAGCACAAGCAUUCUUGGAUCGACGGAAUGACGGGUUUAUGCUUAGAGAGGAAAGUCUGCAACAUCUUCACCAGCGCGCACAAGAACGUAGGGAUCACAUACAGUCAUUUUUACCCCAGCUGAAUGUACUAGGGGGCCUCCUGAGAGCUGAGGGUGUGCAGGCCGGUAGUGGCGAGUCCAUAGGAUAA